Molecule: messenger RNA, 1703 nt
Organism: Mirounga angustirostris (Northern elephant seal)
Lineage: Eukaryota; Metazoa; Chordata; Mammalia; Carnivora; Phocidae
Gene: PHB2
Product: prohibitin 2
Exons: 9
Coding region: 281-1156 (291 amino acids)
Biological process (GO): mitochondrion organization
Cellular component (GO): membrane; mitochondrion
Source: RefSeq, a predicted model, not a curated record
GGCAAUGGCUAGCAGUCUCACGCUAAUGAAUCCUCUCUGGAAGGGCGAGUUCCAGAAAGGGGCGGGAACUUCCGAAUGCGUAAUUCCUGUGCGCGAAGUUCGCGUCCGCUGUGGGCGCCGGGGAGGGUUUAGAAGGGAGCGCACUUCCGGUGCCCUUUCUUCCGCGAGCACCGCGGGCCCCGGACCCUCGUGUGAAGGGUGCGAUCUCCGAACUGGAGUGGGAUUGAGGUGGGCGGGCACCCGCUUCUGACCUCUGGUGCCGCCGGCCUCAGGAUCGGACAUGGCCCAGAACUUGAAGGACUUAGCGGGACGGCUGCCCUCCGGGCCCCGGGGCAUGGGCACGGCGCUGAAGCUGCUGCUGGGGGCCGGCGCCGUGGCGUACGGCGUCCGCGAAUCCGUGUUCACCGUGGAAGGCGGGCACAGAGCCAUUUUCUUUAAUCGGAUCGGUGGCGUGCAGCAGGACACCAUACUGGCCGAAGGCCUUCACUUCAGGAUCCCCUGGUUCCAGUACCCCAUCAUCUAUGACAUUCGGGCCAGACCCCGAAAAAUUUCCUCCCCCACAGGCUCCAAAGACCUGCAGAUGGUGAACAUCUCCCUGCGAGUGCUGUCUCGACCCAAUGCCAUGGAGCUUCCCAGCAUGUAUCAGCGUCUAGGGCUAGACUACGAGGAGCGAGUGCUGCCGUCCAUUGUCAACGAGGUGCUGAAGAGUGUGGUGGCCAAGUUCAAUGCCUCACAGCUGAUCACCCAGCGGGCCCAGGUAUCCUUGUUGAUCCGGCGGGAGUUGACAGAAAGAGCCAAGGACUUCAGCCUCAUUCUGGAUGAUGUGGCCAUCACAGAGCUCAGCUUUAGCCGAGAAUACACAGCUGCUGUGGAAGCCAAACAAGUGGCUCAGCAGGAGGCCCAGCGGGCCCAGUUUUUGGUGGAAAAAGCAAAGCAGGAACAGCGGCAGAAGAUUGUGCAGGCUGAGGGUGAGGCUGAGGCCGCCAAAAUGCUUGGAGAAGCCCUGAGCAAGAACCCUGGCUAUAUCAAACUGCGCAAGAUCCGGGCAGCCCAGAACAUCUCCAAGACGAUUGCCACAUCACAGAACCGUAUCUAUCUCACUGCUGACAACCUCGUCCUGAACCUACAGGAUGAAAGUUUCACCCGAGGCAGGUAAGUUGGUGACGCGUCCUUGUUUCUCUGGGGUCUUGCAGUUCAUCUCCCAGUACCUGCCUCUUUCCCCACCGCCUCUCCAUUCUCACCUCAUGACACACGCCCCCUCACUCAGGGAGGAGGGAGUGGCCUGAGUUCUUCUGCCUCUCGCAUUUAUGUUCUCUAAUAGUGCCAUCUGUCCCAUUUCCACAGUGACAGCCUCAUCAAGGGUAAGAAAUGAGCCUGGUGACCGGGAACUCCACUCCCAGAGAAGAAGUGGAUCUGUUCCUCCCCUGGUUUUUGAGGAGCCAGCUUAGGGUCCAGCGCACCCCCAUCCCACCCCCAGUAUCAUGUGAUGGUCCCUCUCGCAUCUGUCCUCCCAACCCUUCUUGGAUGAACAAAGCCUGACAAGUUUUCUGGGGAAUGAUUUUGCUCCUCCCUGUGUCGGCCAGAGGUGUUGGGACAGUGUGAUUUUGGAGUGAUUGCCUACAGUGUUGGUUCCUCCCUCCAGGUCGGGAGGCGACAACCACCAUCCCAGGAAUUCUCAAUAAAUUUUUAUUACUUAAACUCAA